GCUUACAUGUGAUAUCAUAUACUUCAGUGGCUUGCUCAACGACCAUGCCGACCUCGGACAUCCAGGACCUGUUUGGGUUGCAUCCCUCCUCAGAUAAACUCGCUUCACACUUAGCAUCUCUGGCAUCGCUUACAUCCUUGUCUCAAGCACCAGCACCAGAAGUCAAAUCAUACCCUGAUGCUGUAUAUCUCAAUUACUUUCCUGUCGGACUCAGUUUUCUCUUCAAACCGAUCAAUGGUUACAAGCCCAAGCUUGGACUCAAGCUCGGAGAGUUGAAGUAUGAAGAUUUAGUAUUGGAUGGUGUGGAUCUUUACAAUACGCCAAAGCCAAAGCCAGGUGCUCCAGCUUCCCAGACUAAGCCUUCUCACUCGAAAUACCCUGUGAACCCUUUCAUUCUGAAUCUCGUCCCCAUUCCUGACAAAACUCGAUCCGAGUCCUUAUCCAUUACUCCGAAUACUACUGGGAAGGAGUUCGUAGAAGCACUUGGUGAACCUGAUAGGAAAGGUGGAGGUGCUGGGCCAUCAUCGGGCUCUAUCGGUAUUUGGUGUGAAUGGUCCAAGGAUGGAAUCAUGAUCGAGUUUGGAGGGGAAGAGAGCAAAGGUCCAAAAGCAUGGGAGACGGGCAAAGACGCUGUGUGGAAAGUCAUCACUGUCUUCCCUCCAAAGUGAAAACUAAGUGUUGAUGGAAGUAGCGGAAUUGCUUGAUAGCAUAAAAUAGGGAAUACAAUUUACAGAGGUCCCUCUGAAAUGGUUUGAUCAGUGUGGGGAAGCGUGUACCCUGGUCUGAUCUAGGACUUACGGUAGUCAUACACAAGCCGUGCUUGGAUUCUCUCCUGUUCUGGACCAAUGAAGUAAACAUGUCUGGUGUAUCUCUUCUCAUCGUUCACAUUCUCAAAGCCCCAUAUCUGACGUGCACAUAUAUUAGUUCAACUUUGACUCUGAUCGGUACAAGCAUGCGGCUCACCUGUUCAGCAAUCCAAGUCCUCCCACUCUUGGGGGUAUCACUCUGGACCCAGGAGUUGAUGGCACCAUGCUCUUUAGUUUCGUCUGACCAUCCCUCUCUCAGCCAAUCAUUCUCGAUGUCAUCUAUCGCAAUCCUGCGCGAUUUUCCUACAACAGGACCAAAGACAUAAUCUUCAUGACUACGCUCCUCCCAGUUGAGAACACGAAGUUCAGUGGUGGCUCCUAGACCUCCGCUAAGCACUUGAUCGAUGUCGAUAUGCUCCAACGAGUCAUCUCCGGUGUAGUGCUUGAUGGUAAGGUAGAGCGUGGCCAUGCGGAUGGCUUUGCGAGUAAGCCAACUCACACCUUGGAGACGUAGUAUUUCGUCGGUAUCAUCACUCAGAGUCUUGUUCUGUAUGCGUGCUUAAGAGCUUCUUCAAGUUCGGAAUAAAAGUGAAACUCACCAUGUAAUACUUUCCACUGAUAUCCAAAGUAGUCAUUUCGGCUGGUGCGGCCAUGGUGUCGCUGGGUAGAAUCAGGUAGAUAUGAUGGUAGUUAGCGAAUGGAAACGGUAUAUGGUACGCAACGAGAACCGGCGUACUAAUUUUAGGUGUCAUUUGGAUU
Messenger RNA from Somion occarium, 1565 nucleotides. Lineage: Eukaryota; Fungi; Basidiomycota; Agaricomycetes; Polyporales; Cerrenaceae. The record is from the annotation of a GenBank genome assembly.